Messenger RNA from Petromyzon marinus (sea lamprey), 2495 nucleotides. RefSeq names its product aarF domain containing kinase 5 (gene ADCK5). Lineage: Eukaryota; Metazoa; Chordata; Hyperoartia; Petromyzontiformes; Petromyzontidae. The record is from RefSeq and is a predicted model, not a curated record.
CCCCCUCCCCGGGUAUGAGUGAGUUGGUAUGCGCGUUGUGUUUGUGCAGCCAUUGUUGCUGGUGCUGUUGAUGUUGUGAGAGGGGAGAAGCCUGGACCACCCUGAGAGGAGCCGCGGCACGACGGGACGAGACGGCGCGGCGCAACGAUGCUACCCGCGGGGGUGCGGGUGUGCGUGUUGCGUGGCCACCGUGCCGCCCGUCUCCGCCUGUACUCUGGCACUCACGCAACCACCACCGCCACGCGCGUGAACAGGCACCUGCUGACAGCUCGGGCCGGCAGCGUUCUGAAGGAGCGUUCUCUGAUGAGGAAGCUUGCGCUGGGCUCGCUGGUGGGGCUGCCCUUGCUUGGAGGCACGUGCUACGCCCUGUUAGACGCACAGACCAAACGCAAGACGAGAAUACUCGUCCAAGGAAUCCAGCGCUUCUGCAGGUCUGUGCAUGUGGGAAUGCGCAUAUCCGGCGAUUACUGGUGGACCAUGAACAUUGGUCUCAGAGGACUAGAGGAGAGCAGUGCAGAAUACAAGCAGGGGUUGUCGGAUUGCCACCAGCGGGCAGCCGACAGCAUCGUGAACGCGGCCAUACACAACGGAGGUGUUUACAUUAAGCUGGGCCAGGGCCUGUGUGCCUUCAACCACCUGCUACCUCCCGAGUACACAAAGACGCUGCGUGUGUUGGAGGACCAAGCGCUCGACUGCAGAUACGAUGAGGUGGACGCUCUGUUCCAGGAGGAUUUUGGCACAACGCCCUUGCAGCUGUUCUCCGAGUUCGACUACGAGCCGGUGGCGGCUGCCAGCCUUGCUCAGGUGCACAAAGCACGGCUGCAUGACGGAACGCCCGUCGCCAUCAAGGUGCAGUACAUAGACCUGCGUGACCGCUUUGACGGAGACAUUCGCACGCUGGAGAUACUUCUCGACCUCGUGGCGCUCAUGCACCCCACCUUUGGUUUUCGCUGGGUACUCAAGGACCUCAAAAGCACGCUCGCGCAGGAGCUGGACUUUGAGAACGAGGGACGGAACUCGGAGCGCUGUGCCCGCGAGCUGGCGCACCUGGAGUACGUCACAGUGCCCAAGGUCUACUGGAACUUCACCAGCAAGCGCGUCCUGACAGCCGACUUCUGCUUGGGCUGCAAAGUUAAUGACGUGGAUUCCAUCCAGCGGCAAGGCCUCAGCUUACAAGAUGUGGCAGGAAAGCUGAUCGCAGUGUUCGCAGAACAGAUCUUUUCCACUGGCUUCAUCCAUGCCGACCCACACCCGGGCAACGUGCUGGUGAGAAAAGAGAAGAACGGCAAGGCUGGCCUGGUUCUUCUUGAUCACGGCCUCUACGAGCAUCUCAAUGAGCGGGACCGGCUGGCGCUCUGCCAGCUGUGGCGAGCGAUCGUGCUGCGGCGGGACACCGACAUGAGGCGCUUCUCGGCAGACCUCGGCGUGGGAGACCACUUCCUGUUCUGUGAGAUCCUGAUGCAGCGACCGAUCGACAUGAACUCGCGGAAUUUCCGGCUGGCGCACGCCCUUACGGCACCGGAGCUGCGCUACAUGCAGGAGAUGGCGAGGGAGCGCUUCGACCGCAUCAUGGAGGUGCUGAAGCAGUUGCCACGGCCGAUGCUGCUCGUGUUCCGAAACAUAAACACGAUCCGCUGCAUCAACAUCACGCUCGGCUCUCCCGUCGACCGCUACACCCUCAUGGCUCGCAGUGCGGUGCGCGGAGAGGUGGUGCUGCAGAACCGGCACAGGGGGGGCGGCAGAAGGGUUCCGUUGGUGGCCUGCGCCCUGAGCCUCUGGGAGAAGAUCAAGUUUGAAUUCGCCCUCAGGUCACAGACGUGGCGGAUGAAGGCCGCCGCACGGAUGCUCCGGCUGUUCGCCUGGCUGGGCCUCAUGAGCUUCGAGGGAGAGAUUGUGGAGUACCUCGAAGCCUGAUGUUGCAGCUGCGAAGAAAAUAAAAUCUUGGGCAGAGGCCAGGGCUAUGAGGGUGUGCCGUGAAGAAGGACCGUUGCCUGAAACGUCGCUGAUUUUAUAUAUCUUUAUUUUCAUUUUGAGGCCAUACAAUGUUGUUGCCGAAUGUAUUUGUGGUUGUACACCGCAGCCAAAGCAGCCACUAUCACAGCUGCAGCAGAUGAUUUGUUUAAUUCUCCCGUACGUGAAGGCCAAGGAGAAGUAACUUCGGUCACUCACGAGAACAACGAAGCCAACUGUAACUUGGGCAACUUUCGUGCCUGCGUGCGUGCGUGCGACGUGGCACCGCUGUGCGGCCACUGCCGGGACUGCUUCGUAUUCACAGCGGCUCUCCGUGGCCGCUCUGCGGGUGGCGUGCAACACGCUCCCCGGGUGCGGAGAGCCGAGCGCGACUCGUCGCAGCGACGUGCCGUCUGCGAACGCUCGCGAGCGUGCCGCUGACACUUCGCAAAUAAAACUGCGCUGAAACUGAAAUGCAGUAGUCGGUAAAAACUCGUCGAGCGUCGCCGGAAAGCAGAUCUUGACGGCGGCGACCGGCAGUGCGA